AAGAGACAAGAAGGGUAGAAGACGCUACUGAGCAGAGCAAAACUGAUCUGAUUUUGUCCACAAUUCUCACAUUUACUCAAGCAUCUGUGCUUGUCACUUUGUGUGCUGUUGUUUGUGCCACAGCAUGGCGGUCGUCAUCCGUUUACAGGGACUGAGAAUAACAGCAGGUUCUCAGGAUAUUCGUAACUUCUUCACUGGCCUCAAAAUUCCAGAUGGAGGGGUGCAUAUAAUUGGUGGGGACCGAGACGAAGCUUUCAUUAUUUUUGCUUCAGAUGAAGACGCGAGAAGAGCCAUGACACGGUCAGGGGGUAGCAUUAAAGGUUCGCCCAUUACGUUGCUAUUAAGUAGUAAAGCAGAGAUGCAGAAUAUGCUUGAAAAAAGUACGAGAAAUGUAGAGCGGGAAAAAAGGAAGCUGCUUGAGGAGGAUGCAAGACGUCCUAGAAGAUCUGUGGACCGUGAGCAGGGCAGGAGAUCAGGUAGCAGAUCCCGUCAUACCUCUCCACCCCGGCACCAGAGGGCCUCAAACUCUGAUUUUUUGCGUGUGUUCCUAAAAGGAAUGCCCUUCACUGUUACUGAAAAGGACGUGCUUAACUUCUUCAGUGGUUUAUUUGUUGAUGAAAUAAUCUUAUUGAAAAAUCAAAAGGGACAAAACAAUGGAAAAGGUUUUGUCAAAUUUGCAACCAGAGAGGAUGCAAGCGAAGGCCUGAGGAGGGACAGAAAAUACAUGGGGUCAAGGUAUGUGGAGGUCUACACGACAACAGAAGAGGAUUGGCAUCGGGCUGUUGGUUCCAACAUGACUGGCAAGGUUGAAAGACAAAGAUCCCCUGUUCGCAAUCAGAGGAAUCCACAAUACCGUGCAAGGUCACGAUCACCAUUGGCCCAGAGGCCCACUGCUUCCUCCAAUGAGGAAUACUGUGUUUUUUUGGAAAACCUGUCCUAUGCAGUGGAAAAAGACGACAUAAAGAAGCUUUUUUGCAACGCAAGGCUUGAGGAUGAUCAGAUCCUGUACAUGAUUGGCAAUGAGGGGAGAAGAACUAGAUCUGCGUUUGUACUGUUCAAGAGUCUGCGAGACUAUUCUGAAGCCACAACUAGCGACAAAAUUAUGUUUUUCAACCGAUGGGUUUUUAUCCGUCCAAUCUCAAGAGAGAACAUGAUCACCCUGCUGGAGUCUCAGAACAUGGAUGCCCAACCUCCAGAAAACUCUGGUAAUCCUUGUGACUCAGAGGAAAUAUGUCUGUUUGUGCGGAAUCUGCCAUUUGAUGUGCGGAAAGUUGAGAUCAUGGACUUCUUCCAUGGGUUCAACGUCACAGAGGACAGGGUGUUUUUGCUGCAUGACGAUACAGGUGCUGGGGUUGGGAAGGCUUUGGUUCUCUUCCAGUCUGAGGCAGAGGCAGCAAGAGCACUUUCUCACAAUGGACUAAGGUUUCUUGGGUCAGUAGUUGCACUGAAAUGCAUUUCACUUUCUCAGAUGAGGGAGUUGGGUGUUGAGCCACCAGUGGUGCAAGAGCCAAUGCUGAGAGAGGAGCAGUACUCAGGCAGGAGCAACGAGGUAUCCGGUCGCCCUGGUUUCGUAGAGCACCCUGACUUACGUGUCCGUCAUAAUAGUAAAGUACCAAUGACUAAUACACCGUCCCACAUCCAUGGAGGCUAUGAUUAUGAGCCCUAUGCAGAAGGGUGUUUUGCACCACAGGAUGGCAGUAAUGGCAUUCAUGGUGACUUUGGCCCGUCAGUGCAGAAUUUUGAUGGUCCCACCUGUAUAAAGCUAGUCAACUUGCCAUUCCAAAUCAAAAGUGAAGAAAUCUAUGACUUUUGCUAUGGAUAUCGCAUUAUCCCUGGAUCUGUGUCACUGCAGUAUGACAACAGUGGAGCAUCUUCUGCAACUGUAGUAUUUGAGUCUCGUCCAGAGGCCUUAACAGCAAUCGAGGAACUGAGUGGAAGACCAAUAGGUGCCAGAAAAAUACAGCUAUUAUUUGUGUGACAUUGAUUUUCAUGUCAGCUUACAUGCCUGAGCAGUAUGGUUUGGACAUGCACACCAAUUUGGCUGAAAAAAAGCUAUUCUAAGGGAAGCGUUUCCUUGCAUUGCCUUUUUGUUAAUAAUGUGGUAUGGCUGUGAACAGUAAAUUAACUUUGUUUUUUUCCCCAACCACAUUUUGUUUUAUUGUGAUAUAUAUUUUUGUUGAAUACAGUUAAAUCACUGAAUAUGGGUUUGUUUGCAAUGCUCAUUUUAAGAGUGAAAUGCUUGAUUUUAGUUUCCCCAUUUAAGUAUGGUUGUUCAAUUUACAACAUUCUGUAGAAAAAUGUAUGGAAAAUUCAAUGUAUUUGUGGUUAUUGUAAAAAGUGCAUUUUUUUUUUUAUAUAAAGAUGCGUA
Scomber scombrus (Atlantic mackerel) is the source of this 2368-nucleotide messenger RNA. It is a transcript of the gene rbm12bb, whose product is annotated as RNA binding motif protein 12Bb. NCBI's taxonomy places the organism in Eukaryota, Metazoa, Chordata, Actinopteri, Scombriformes, Scombridae. Gene Ontology annotation, molecular function: RNA binding. The transcript is spliced from 2 exons. Bases 125 to 1978 code for a protein of 617 amino acids. Gene Ontology annotation, biological process: regulation of RNA splicing. Gene Ontology annotation, cellular component: nucleoplasm; ribonucleoprotein complex. The record is from RefSeq and is a predicted model, not a curated record.